AUGACGCGUAAAUUACCGUGGAAAAGGGUCGAAUUAGGCUCGACUAGCACUCCAAGAUCACCAACGUCGACUCCUAUUAGGCAGCAAAAAGCAAAGCGCGAGAAUAUUGACGAUGACGAUAAGCAAGCCGCAGCUUCACCUACUCCUGCUAAAAGGGUGAAGAGCUCCCACUCUGUACCUACGUCCCCAGCACCUGAACAUACACCUCAACCUGAAUCGUCGCCACCUUCUCUAAAACCACUACCCGAAAGCUAUAUGAUUGAAGGUCUUGACAAUGACGACUUAUAUCGCAUGGUAGAGGAUGAAUUCUUAUCAACGGCCCAGCAAUUCACCGCUCACCUCCAUGCUGCUGAGUAUCACCGUCUAAAAGCUGCAUCUAAGUCGCAAAAUGCGGAUACGAUUAGGGACAUCUCGAGACCAGUAGUCGGGCGGAUGACCGACCUAGUCAAGCAGAAGCAAGAACGCAAGGCUCGUCUCGAAAAGCAGAAAGCAGCGACUAGAAAGGCGAGAGCUGACAGAAGUCGAAAUGAUGACUCUACCGCGAGUGAAAGUGACUUGUGGCGUUCCGCGUCUUUGCACGGACUCAUGGAGAGCCCAAGAAAGAAAGCGGCACGCCUUGAUAAGUUGACCAAGGUGGCGACUACGACUCGUGCUGCCGCUGGGUUUGGCAUAGCCAAGUCCGGACAGUUAUCUACCGCAUCUCAUCCAAUUCGUAAAGAUCUUACCGAUAGUAGACCUAUACCUAAAUCGACGCCGCAGCAGGAUAGUGAAACAGAAAGUGACGACGAUGAAGACCUAGAUGGCCCUUCUACUAAGAUGCCUACAAAUUCAGUUAAGAAACUCCCACCAUCUACGUCUCACCCCCCAAAGCCAAGGGAAGUCCCAAGUACUACAAGUAGCAACCACCCCCUACGCCGUUCAGAGAAAAUCCACCCCAUCAUCCAGCAACCAGAAGCCAAGGCCAAGACCACUACAGAGGCCACAUCCUCAUCCUCCUCCUCCGAGGCCGACAGCAGCGGUGACUUCCUAAGCCGCCUCAAGCGACGCCAAGAAGACCGCAAGCGCAACCGGGAGCAAAGAAAACAAGCAGCAUCAAGCAAGGCACAGUCAACAACAGAUGAUAUCAUUCCAGGCUUUCUCUAA
Molecule: messenger RNA, 1143 nt
Organism: Daldinia loculata
Lineage: Eukaryota; Fungi; Ascomycota; Sordariomycetes; Xylariales; Hypoxylaceae
Exons: 2
Coding region: 1-1143 (380 amino acids)
Source: RefSeq, a predicted model, not a curated record